Zootoca vivipara (common lizard) is the source of this 1326-nucleotide messenger RNA. It is a transcript of the gene GNG2, whose product is annotated as G protein subunit gamma 2. The record is from RefSeq and is a predicted model, not a curated record. Gene Ontology annotation, biological process: G protein-coupled receptor signaling pathway. Gene Ontology annotation, molecular function: G-protein beta-subunit binding. Gene Ontology annotation, cellular component: heterotrimeric G-protein complex. NCBI's taxonomy places the organism in Eukaryota, Metazoa, Chordata, Lepidosauria, Squamata, Lacertidae.
CACACACCGAGCAGACUGGGUGGGGACUCGCAUCUGAGGCUCAGCUCAGCUCAGCUCAGAUCUCUGGCGAUCCAGCUGUUGCUGCUACUCCCGGCUCUGGGGGACUCAGGAAAGGAGGGGGGCAUUUUGCUUCUGACCACAUCUGGAUCCAGGAGGGAAGGAGAGGGACUCCGCCGUGCGCUCCAGUUUGUGAAAUCUUCGUCCAGGGCUUUGCUUACUCUUGAGGAGUGAACAUCCUCGGCUUGGAUCAUCUCCACACAGAAUAUCACAGGGGACAGUGACUUCAGCGCACCAGGAGGGGCGAGCACCCACAGGCCCACGAGGAAAGUUCAGAUGGCCAGCAACAACACCACCAGCAUAGCGCAAGCCAGGAAACUGGUAGAGCAGCUCAAAAUGGAGGCGAACAUCGACAGAAUAAAGGUGUCGAAAGCCGCCGCAGACUUGAUGGCUUACUGUGAAGCCCACGCCAAGGAAGACCCUCUAUUGACUCCCGUCCCUGCUUCAGAAAACCCGUUUAGAGAGAAGAAGUUUUUCUGCGCCAUUCUGUAAACCUCACAGGAGCCUGACCCCAAUUUGGGCCGCCCUGGACACUGAUGUAGAGAUUUUUCAGCAACGUGGACGUGUUUCCAGAGUCCACCCAAUUUAAAACAUAAAAUCAAAAUGGCCUGGAAGUUUACAGAGAAGUGCAUGAUCAAAAAAAAAAAAAGAGAGAAAACGGCUGCCUUCUUGGGAGAAUGCAAUGGUGAUGUUGACCUACGUUAUGAGGCUAAAGAUCUUGACAUCUGCAGAGUUGUCUGGAGAGGGAGGGGGGAAUGUGUAAAAGAGUAAAAUUGAUGUCCACUUACGCUCUUGCCAGAAAAAAAAACCUUUUGUCUUUUUCUUUAAAAAAAAAAAAGAGGGUUGCGCAGAGCGUGGUUGAAAAAGGUUGUGUAUCGGUGUGUGUAUGUACAUAAUAUCCUUAUUCCUUUUUUGUGUCCCCCCUCAAAAAAAAAUGUCACUCAGUUAUUUAUGUUGAAUCGUAAAAUUAUCGCAGCAGGUUAGAUUUAUUCCGAUGUUCCUUAGCAUUUGGGUCUUGUGCGUAUGUAGCAUUUUUAGAGUAGCGCCACGCGAGGGGGACAGGGGACCAAUUUGCAGUUGCUGUUCAGUCUCAGCCAACUUUUGUUCUUUCCCAAGGAUUUAACUAAGGAUGUGCCAUAGCUUUGGAAGGGCCUGGGAGGCCCGACUUGUACAUUCCUGACGUAGUUACUACCACUGUUUUUUCUAACACUUGUAUUUGGUAGCUUUUUUUGUUUGUUCUGCAAGUAAAAACCGUAUGUUGUUAUGGGG